Molecule: messenger RNA, 468 nt
Organism: Parnassius mnemosyne (clouded apollo)
Lineage: Eukaryota; Metazoa; Arthropoda; Insecta; Lepidoptera; Papilionidae
Source: the annotation of a GenBank genome assembly
AUGAAGAUCGGACUUUGCGCCUACAGUGGUUACAAGAUUUACCCUGGCCAUGGCAAAACCAUGGUUAAGGUGGACGGCAAGACUUUCACAUUUCUUAACUCAAAAUGUGAAGCAGCUCAUCUUAUGAGGAGAAAUCCUCGAAAAGUUACAUGGACUGUUCUUUACAGACGUAAAUUCAAGAAAGGUCAGGAGGAAGAGCAAGCUAAGAAGCGCACUAGGAGGACACAAAAGUUCCAGCGUGCCAUUGUAGGCGCCUCCCUCAGUGACAUCAUGGCUAAGCGUAAUAUGAAGCCCGAAGUAAGAAAAGCUCAAAGAGAACAAGCAAUUAAAGCUGCAAAAGAACAGAAAAAAUCCACAAAAGCAGCUAAGAAGGCCCCUGCCGCUCCACCAAAAGCAAAGGCUGCGCCUAAAGCUAAAGCUGCAAAAGUGAGUCAAAAAUCAGCACCGCGUGUUGGAGGCAAGCGAUAA